This is a messenger RNA of Phytophthora nicotianae INRA-310, 1490 nucleotides long. RefSeq lists its product as hypothetical. Gene Ontology annotation, cellular component: intraciliary transport particle A; cilium. Gene Ontology annotation, biological process: cilium assembly; intraciliary retrograde transport. Lineage: Eukaryota; Oomycota; Peronosporomycetes; Peronosporales; Peronosporaceae. The record is from RefSeq and is a predicted model, not a curated record. Bases 262 to 1431 code for a protein of 389 amino acids. The transcript is spliced from 3 exons. Gene Ontology annotation, molecular function: protein binding.
CAGAAAGCCAGCGAAAAACAAUAAGCGUUAUGUUGAUGAUCUUCUCGGUCGACGCGCGCCACCACGGUGUGGGGCCCGUCAAGUACGCUUGGGACCCCCGCGGCGACUAUGUGGCAUCGUCAGGAACCUCUCGUGUCGCUCAUAUCUUCGGCCGACGUGGAAAACUCGUAGACCAGAUCGUGCCACCGUCGCCGAGGUAAAUGAAAAUCUGCUCAAAUUAAACACAAUUAUUAUAUUUCUAAGUGUAAAAUUGUUUAUAGUAUGUGCACUCUGCUGGAGUGGAGUGAGAACGGAGACAUCCUGGCCAUCGUCCAGGCCAACUCGGCGUCGCUGGUACUAUGGGAGCCCAAGAAGACCCAGCAGCACCAGCUCGUGGACCUUCCCUGCAAGGACAUCAGCUUUAUCAAGUGGUCCAAGUCGCCACAUUCUCUACUGCUGGCCAUUGGUACCAAUCGAGGCCAAGUGUACAUCUACGACCACGCUAGGGGAACCAAGACGCAGGUGGCGAGCAAGCACAAACGUCGAAUUUUAUGUGGAGAUUGGAACCUUGAAGACAAAUUUGCAUUUGGAUCGGAGGACCGACAGAUCACGAUCUGUUUACCGUCGGGACGGAUUUUUGACCAGGUCAAGAUCAAGGCUUCACCGCAUAGCGUAACGUUUGGUGGUAAAACGGAGGAUAAAGAUGCAAUUUUAUCCGUGAACAUGGGUGGGAAGACGAUAUUACUGUACGAUCUGAACGAGAGGGAGAACGCUCUGGAGUUGGCAUUCCAGGCACGAUACGGCAACAUCGUGUCGUAUCAAUGGUUUGGCAACGGGUACAUUAUCGCGGGGUUCUCGUCUGGAUAUGUUGUGAUUAUUUCCACACAUUUAAACGAAAUUGGUCAAGAGCAAUACUGCGCUAAAUUUCACGAACACUCGCUACGAGAGAUAGUAUACAACGAGGCCAAUGGGACAGUGGCAACCUGUGGAGAUAACUGCAUUAAGGUGGUGCGUAUGAGCGACUGGAAGGAGAUCGCUGUAGAAUAUCUAGACAGCGAGCCACCAGCCUCUUCAGCGACUUCCGGAACUCCCCCGACGUCUUCAUCAAUGCUUGCGGAUCUCUCUGGACCAAGUAGCUCGGGUAGUGGCUCAAUGCAAGCUCCUUCCUUGACAUUUGAAGACCUACAGUGGACUCCUGACGGCCGCAUUUUGAGCGUUAGCUCGCACAAUGGCUGUCUGCACAACUUCAUGAUCCUCAGUUCGGCUCUGCGGUCUUCAUUGUUUGAUCUCGACUCGCCCUUUGCUGCUGUGCUGAAGCCCAUUGCGCCCUGGACGAUGCUCUUUACAAUGGGCUUUAUGGUCAUCGCUGUGCUGCUUGUGAUCAGCGUGCAAUUUGAAGUCUCGUGCUGGGAUGUUAUCCGCGCUAUGUCCGGAUUCGUGGAAGGAUUAUGAGUGAUUAGAAUUCGUCAUAUCAUAAAACGAUCAUAAUGUCAAAAGUGAUUUUUCAUAUG